Molecule: messenger RNA, 1098 nt
Organism: Penicillium oxalicum
Lineage: Eukaryota; Fungi; Ascomycota; Eurotiomycetes; Eurotiales; Aspergillaceae
Exons: 1
Coding region: 1-1098 (365 amino acids)
Source: RefSeq, a predicted model, not a curated record
AUGGACGCGGUGGUGAUCAGCCUUCCGCCGGAUGUGGGGAGGAUGUUGAUGCAAAAUAUAUGGAUUUUGCAGAUGGUGUCCAUGUUGGCGAUCGGGGCGUAUAAUGCUCUGGAGACGGCCAUUGUCGUCUUCGAUACAUUUGUGCGAUAUCGUGGACUUUACUUCUGGAGCAUCCAGACUGCCUCAUGGGGCAUUCUCCUGCAUGUUCUUUCAGCAAUGGUCCGCUUUCUCCCCACGGGUCCGAGUCUCCCUGCAUCGAUAAUCUUUAUCAUCGGCUGGUAUGCGAUGGUCACUGGCCAAGCUCUUGUGCUCUACUCACGUCUUCACCUCGUCGUCCCCGACAUUGCAAAACUUCGCUGGGUUCUGUACAUGAUCAUCGUGAAUGCUUUCAUGCUGCAUGUCCCAAUGACAGUCUUAUUCUUUGGUCUCUACGCAAACACUGCAACCUUUGCCCGGCCUAUCGCAAUCUUUGACCGAAUCCAGUUGACAUGCUUCUGCAUUCAAGAUUUUAUCAUCUGUGCUAUCUAUAUCCGUGAAGCAGUCUGCGCUUUAGGACCCGUCCUCGAGGUCCGUGGCAAAGAAGGACGGAGAGUCAUCGUCCAUUUGAUCUGGGUCAACUUGCUAGUGCUCAUUCUGAACGGGCUUCUCUUAAUAGCUGAAUUCAAAAUGCACUAUGUGGAAGUCGGGCUCAAAGUCGCCGUAUACAGCAUCAAAUUGAAGCUUGAAUUCUCGGUGCUUAAUCGCCUCCGUUCCUUGACCCGCGCGCCGCCCUGCGUCUGCCGACAACCUCACCCCGAGCCCGACCAAUCUGUUCAAAGUCGCCGGUCCAGCGAGCUUGGUCUCUACGAUCUGAUCGCCUUGCGAACACCAUGGCCACGAGCAAAUAUUGAGGAGCCCUCUAGCUUUGCUCUUGUAGGAGGGGAACGAUCAUCGUCGCUACGCUCGCAAGCCGCAUUGAAUUCAACCAGUACGCAGGAUUUCCACGAGGCUUUGCGUGAGACCUCUGUCAAUAGCCACACAAUCACUCCCGUUGAAACCUGUGUGAUUUCCGACUCGGCGCGCUCCCCCGAGACUGGCCUCCGCACACGAUUCGGAUGA